This is a messenger RNA of Penicillium longicatenatum, 1050 nucleotides long. RefSeq lists its product as uncharacterized. The coding region runs from base 1 to 1050 and encodes 349 amino acids. The transcript is spliced from 5 exons. Lineage: Eukaryota; Fungi; Ascomycota; Eurotiomycetes; Eurotiales; Aspergillaceae. Gene Ontology annotation, cellular component: chromatin. Gene Ontology annotation, molecular function: zinc ion binding; RNA polymerase II cis-regulatory region sequence-specific DNA binding; DNA-binding transcription factor activity, RNA polymerase II-specific. Gene Ontology annotation, biological process: regulation of transcription by RNA polymerase II; DNA-templated transcription. The record is from RefSeq and is a predicted model, not a curated record.
AUGGAGGUUUUUGAGCAAGGGCUCUAUCUCUACUUCCGCAAGUAUCAGCCUUCGUACCCCAUUCUUCAUUCCGUCACUUUCAACGCCGAUAAAGUCUCUGAAUUGUUGCUCUUUGUCAUGUGCAUGAUUGGUCUUUCUUUUUACAAGACAGAAGAUGCCGUGGACUUCAUUCGAAAAACAUAUCCGGGGAUCUUGGAUCAGGUCUAUGCUCAACUCAUUUUCGCAGCCGCAGACAGUCAGACACCCGCCGAUCUUCUAAACUACCUUGUGUUGGCUCAUCAUACGCUUUUCCUUUUCAUAUCCACCGGGGGGAAACUUCUCCCAGAAAAGUCUCGAUCCCUUUAUCUGUAUGCCACUACACCGAGCAACACCAUGAGCUUGGUUCAGUUGUACGACACAAGCCUCCGCGAAUCUAAUCCCAACUGCAUUGUGAUCUGGCAUAGCGUCUGUAUGCUGCUCACGGCUGAUAUCAACAUUCUUUCCCGCGCUGCCGGUCGCGAUGGCCCCGAAUCCAUGUCCGACGCUCGGCGAGAUAUUACCUGCUGGGCUUACACCCCUGCUGCCCGAAGAGCAUGUCUUCAUGCAGCUCAGACAUUUCGCACCUUAUAUCACCGGAAACCUGCAGAUGGUACCGCGUUUCAGUCUGUUCGAACUUUGUUUAUGUCUGCUCUGAUUCUUGGUUUUUAUCUAUUGGCCAGCCCAGUAAAUGCCUGUUUAGAAGGCCAGAGUGACUGGGAUAAUUUUGAUCUCGCCAAUUCGGUUGUCGAUUGGAAGGUUAUCGGCGAUGAAGGAAUCUCGAAUGAUGGAACAGCCAGUAUGGCACCACAUGAUUCAGCGAGAUUGGGGGAUGCCGCCGUCCGGUUCAUUCGCUUUGGUGGGCCGAUUCUCAUUGAUGGCAAGAAAUAUGAAUAUGGAGCUCGCAAUGCCCAGCGGAUCUUAUUGGAGUUUGCUGGUCUGCUGGAUGAAGUGGGGACCCACUGGAUGGCGAACUAUGCUCGGCUUCUGUACAUGGUCCAUGACACGAUGGCAACGCCAUCUACUAGAUCUUAG